This is a messenger RNA of Porites evermanni, 456 nucleotides long. NCBI's taxonomy places the organism in Eukaryota, Metazoa, Cnidaria, Anthozoa, Scleractinia, Poritidae. The record is from the annotation of a GenBank genome assembly.
UGCCAUUCCCUGGGUGGUGGCUAUGUUCGGGGUGAUUUAGCUACCUUCGACUCCAGUGACCAAGCAACACCUGGCGAAGUCGUGGAGCGAGGAUGGGCUCUUCAGAAAAAUCGAAAAACGGUAGCCUUUUCCGAGAAAGCGAAGAGCUAUCUGGUAGACGUGUUUUGGGCCAGGGAGGAAACAGGAAAGAAGACAAACGCCUCCUUUGUCGCCUCCAGAAUGAAGUCUUUGAGAGACGAGAAUGGGCAGAAGAUGUUCACAAAGACCGACUGGUUGACAGAACAACAGAUUGCUCGAUACUUUAGCCGACUCUCCGCCCUCAAUAAGGCUGGUCGAUUACAGAGAACCCACUCUGCCUUAAUGAAUGAGGAUGAAGAAGCUGAUGCCGAUGAUCUUGUUGUAGAAGCCGAGGCUGUCCGGACAAGGCAGCAGAUAAGGAGGGACCUUGAACUUUAA